AUGUCUGUCUCUAAUUGUGAUUUGCUCUGGUUGUACUAUGCCGGAAUCCGAAACUCAACAGCAAAAUCUUUGUGUGAAUUUGAAGAGAUAUUCGUUCCUUUUUCAUUUCAUAUUCUCAGUUAUUCAUCGGAAAUUUCAGUUUCAAGCAUUUUGAUAAAUAUAGUGCAUUUUUUCAUUCUAACUAGAAAAUCAAUGAGAACAUCUUCUAUCAAUAUAUUAAUGGCUGCUGUUGCAUUGUUCGAUAUUUUCACAUCUUUAAUAGAAAUUCAAAUAUUAUUUGAACGCUACAGCUUUAUUUUCUUCAGUUGCUUUCCAGAAACAUAUGGCAAAGUUUUAAAUAGACAUCUUCUCCAUUUACUUAAAGAUUAUUCAAGAAGAUGCUCAACAUGGCUUAUGGUUUUUAUUGCUCUAAUUCGAACACUGAUGAUUCGGAAUCCGAUGAGCACCACGUACGAGUCACUGGGAAACCCAAAAGCAUCCCUGUUUGUAAUUGCUGGAAUUUGUACAACAAGCCUGCCCAUUUCAAUGUUCAAAUUUUUUGAAGUUCAGUUUGAAAAGAGCCCGAGCUACCAUACUUGUGCUCCAAAAGGAACGUAUUACAUUGCUACUAUGUCACACUUUUUCAUGAAAAACCACGGGUUUCUAGCAAAAUAUUAUAAUUUGUUCAAUUCAAUUGUGUCAGACAUAGUUCCAUGUAUACUGCUGCCAUUCGUAACUUUAUUACUUGUUAUGGAUUUAUGGAAAACAGCUAAGAAAAGACCAAAUAUUAUUUCUGUAAGUAAGAGCAAUAUUUCUCGGAGCAAAACCGGAUUAGUCUUCUGCGUAACUAUCACGUUUUUCAUUGUCGAGUUUCCUUAUGGAUUGAGCAUUGGGUUCUCAUGGAUGUUUCACAAUGUAUUAGGAUUGCAUCGCAUAGUCGCAUACUUUGGACACAUUUUUUCAAUGUUAAUAACUUUAAACACUUGCACUCAUAUGAUUGUUUGUCUACUUCUAUCUUCCCAAUAUCGAGGGUCAAUGAUUGACGUCCUGUCAUGUGGAUACAUCAGUCAGAAGCCAAAAGUAGCGAAAGGGGCUGAAGUCAACUCAAUCAAUAAUAAUAACAUUGUACGUGGGCCAUUUAUUGUUACUCAGCAAUAG
This is a messenger RNA of Caenorhabditis elegans, 1137 nucleotides long. RefSeq names its product G-protein coupled receptors family 1 profile domain-containing protein (gene srw-118). Gene Ontology annotation, cellular component: membrane. The transcript is spliced from 5 exons. NCBI's taxonomy places the organism in Eukaryota, Metazoa, Nematoda, Chromadorea, Rhabditida, Rhabditidae. The record is from RefSeq and is marked reviewed. Gene Ontology annotation, molecular function: G protein-coupled peptide receptor activity; G protein-coupled receptor activity. Gene Ontology annotation, biological process: G protein-coupled receptor signaling pathway; signal transduction. Bases 1 to 1137 code for a protein of 378 amino acids.